CUACACUACAUAACAGCCUCUCGGUUCUUCUACUUUUCUGUUUAGCGGGACCGAGGCAGCCAUGGAAGCUCUUACAAUUUCCUCCUCUGUUCUAUCGCUUAACUUCCCUGCUGCUUCCCCCGGCGACACACACAUAUCCAAACCCAAGUCGCCAAAUUUCCGGUGUUUUCCGGAACCCAUUUCAUCUUUCCGGGGACGGCUUACCCACAGAUCAAAAUCCAAGCUUUUUCCUUCCAACGCCAUAUCCUCACCAUCGCCGCCGUCCUCUGUUUCAGCGGAACCGUCCCCGCCGGAAAUUGAAGAAGAAGUCGCCGUCGGCGAGGAGAAGUUCGACUGGUACGCGCAAUGGUACCCGGUGAUGCCGUUGUGUGAUCUGGACAAGAGGGUCCCACAUGCGAAGAAGGUAUUGGGGAUUGAUGUGGUGGUGUGGUGGGACAGGAACGAGAAUGCAUGGAAGGUGUUCGACGAUAUGUGUCCUCACCGCCUGGCUCCGCUCUCCGAAGGAAGGAUCGAUCCGUCGGGAAGGCUGCAGUGCGUUUAUCACGGAUGGUGUUUUGAUGGCUCCGGUAGCUGCAAGCUGAUCCCCCAAGCUCCUCCCGACGGUCCCCCAGUUCACACCAACAAAAGGGCUUGUGUUGCAGCUUACCCAACCAUUGUGCAUCAUGGCAUGGUGUGGUUUUGGCCCAACUCUGAUCCUCGGUACAAGGACAUUUUUGAGAAGGAGAAACCUCCUUUCAUUCCGGAGUUGGAUGAUCCAUCGUUCACGACGGUGAUGGGCAGUCGAGAUCUGCCUUAUGGGUAUGAUGUAUUGAUAGAGAACCUUAUGGAUCCUGCUCAUCUUCCCUACGCGCAUUAUAAGCUUGGACCAACACAGCCCUUCAAGGAAAUGCGCGACAGAGAAGGCGGAAGACCACUUGAUUUUGUGGUGAAGAAUCCAGGGAUAGGAGGAUUUGAUGUGGAUAUGGGAUUCGGUUGCAUUAAUUUCCAUGCACCUUGCAUCAUUUCUUACCAUACUGCUCUGCCUUCUGGAACCGAUGAGGAGCGGAAGACGGCAUUAAUAUUCAUCUGCAUUCCUGUCAGUCCGGGCAACAGUAGAUACAUUUGGGCUUUCCCAAGGAAUUUCGAUACUUGGGUUGACAAAAUUUUGCCCAGAUGGAUGGCACACAUGGCAACGAACGUGCUCUUGGAUUCCGAUCUGUAUCUUCUUCAUGUAGAGGAACGUAAAAUCAAGGAAAAAGGGCCUGCGAAUUGGCAGAAGGCAUGUUUCUUGCCGAUCAAGUCUGAUGCUCUGGUGGUUGGCUUUAGACAAUGGUUCAACAAAUAUGCAGAUAGUAAAGUCGACUGGGGAAGCAGGUGUACUGAUGAUCUUCCUCCAACCCCGCCAAGAGAACAACUUAUGGAUAGGUACUGGAGCCAUGUGGUGAACUGCAGUAGCUGCAAUCGAGCAUACAAGACUCUGAACGCUAUCGAGACCGUGCUCAAGGUCGUCGCAGUUGGAUCGAUCGCCGUUGCUGCAGCAGCUGCACAGGGGAUGUUGUCGGGGGCUGCGAGAACCAAACUCGCAGUCUUCGCUACAGCCUGCUACGUAGCUUCGAAGUGGCUGGCUUAUUUCGUUUACAACAACUUCCGCUACCAUGACUACAAUCACUCGGUUCCUGAGAAGGUGAUGCUUCUUGCUCGAAUUUGGAACGUCGGUGCUGCUUAAUUAGUAGCUGUAGCCGUGCGGUGGGGAUGCAGAAUGGUUUGCUCACGAUCUUGGCGAAUGACCAUUGUCAUAAAACAAAUCAAUUCCUGAAAAAAUGUUACAGUAGAGUAUUUAUGUUGAUCUGCUCCAAUUGUUGUACAACCAGAAACAGCUUUGUCUCUGUUUCCUCGAUGGAUGAGUGAUGAUUUCGAUUCAAACCCUUUCGAAUAAAGGUCAAUGCUUGAUGCUUAUGAAACCUAUGCUACUUGCAAAGAUUCUUCAUGGAACCCUCUGUUUCUACUGCUAUAACUACUGCGCAUCCUCUGCAAGUGGAAGGGAGACAAGGAGUAAUGGCCGUGCUAAGCUGGCUUACCAUUCUUCUGUCCACUAGCCAAACCAAACUUGUCUCCAAUAUUAGGGUAAAUUGCAUGGUUGGUCACUGUGAUUACUAAAAACGUUCACGUUUGG
This is a messenger RNA of Linum tenue, 2152 nucleotides long. The record is from the annotation of a GenBank genome assembly. Lineage: Eukaryota; Viridiplantae; Streptophyta; Magnoliopsida; Malpighiales; Linaceae.